Molecule: messenger RNA, 5490 nt
Organism: Daphnia magna
Lineage: Eukaryota; Metazoa; Arthropoda; Branchiopoda; Diplostraca; Daphniidae
Exons: 10
Coding region: 160-5490 (1776 amino acids)
Cellular component (GO): nucleus
Molecular function (GO): histone H3K36 demethylase activity; protein binding
Source: RefSeq, a predicted model, not a curated record
UUUCUGAAAUUGAAUAAAAAAUAUAAUUAGCAAUACAAGAAGUUGGAUAGAAUAAUUCUUUGCAUUUUUAAACCAUAACCGAAGUUGGCAACACCAAAUUUCAAUUUGUUUUAUUGGUUCAUUUUAUCGUCUGUUUCAAAGGAAAGUCAACAGUUGAGAAUGGCUGACAGAGUUUGUGCAAAGUUUGUUUCAAAAAAGAUCCGUAAAGUGCGUUGGCAACCCCCGGUUACAUUUGGACGUCACAACCCAGAAUGUUUUGUCACCGGUAGCUGGGAUGACGAGCAAAAUGAGGUAUCGUUUUGGAAUACUAUUCAACCAAAUGAGCAGAAUAUUGAUCCUGUCUUGGUGUCUACUGUUCCUGUUUCUGGGGAUGUGAAUGAUAUAGCUUUCUAUGACACAUCCACCUUCUUUGUGGCCUUGGGCAAUGGUUCUAUUGCAAUGAUGAGAAGUACAAAAGCUCCUGCUACAGGUGUUCUUUGCCAAUCUCCUGAGAUAGCAUCUAUUGGAGAGGAUGAUGCUGAUAGCUGCAGCUUGAAUGCUGCUGUUUUCACUUCUCAAAACGAGAUUUUCACCGGUAACUCGAGGGGUAUGAUCAAACUGUGGGAUUUGCGAUCAAUAUCGGAGAAGCCAAUACUGUCAACCUCACUUUCCGAAGAUUCCGAGGUCGGUGUAACAAGUAUGGACAGACAUCCGUUUCAAGGACACAUAGUUGCUGUAGGUGGCUAUGAUGGAAUGCUCACUGUAUAUGAUAUGCGCAAAGCUCAGACACCAGUAACCGUUAUGGAAGCUUCGGACAAUUGCCUGAACGAUUUGCGCUUUCACCCAGAACGAGCAGAUCAUCUUUUUACCGCUAGUGAAUCAGGAGCCGUGUGGCAUUGGAUGUACCUAGAAGUUCGCAACACUUCCUCAGCCCAAUUCUCGGAGACGGAUUGUUCCACGCUUUUAUUGAAAAUUGAUUCUGCCCUGCAUUAUGUGUGGGAACAAUUGCAUACUGGCCAAUGGAAGGAUGUUGAUCCAGAGUGGAGAAAAUUGUACUCAUAUGUUUCACUUUUCAAAGCACUUCUUUGCCUAGAACUUGGUAAAGAUGAAGGUUCAGGUUUAGUUAAUGCCAUUGCUGCAUGUGAUAUGGGUCUCAUCAUGGGAGAGCCAAUAUUAGAUGGUUUGCUAAGCAAUAUAGCUGACAUCCUUAAUGAAAAGUUAUGGAUGUUGUCAGAGACCAAAAGAGCCAUUCAAGAGAACCAAAAGGAACAUGAAGACAGCAAUGGGUGCUACCCACAAAUGAACAAAGAAAAUUUUGUAGAGACUGUCCAUGUACCUAGCAUAGAAACAUUUCUGCUAGACAUCAUGGACAAAAAGCCUGUAGUCAUCACAGGUGUGAUGGACUCUUGGCCAGCAAUGUCGGAAUCGCGGUGGAGCGUUGAUUACUUAAGGAAAGUCGCUGGGUAUCGAACUGUACCUAUUGAAAUUGGUUCAAAGUAUACCGACGAUGCCUGGUCCCAAUCUCUCACAACCGUGAACGAGUUCAUUGACAAUUAUAUUUUGACUUCAAACGCCACAGCAGGAUAUUUGGCACAAUAUCAACUCUUCCAGCAAAUUCCACAAUUAAAAAAAGACAUUCUUGUUCCAGAUUAUUGCUACUUAGGUACUUGUGACGAAAUCCAAGUGAAUGCAUGGUUUGGUCCACGUGGAACAAUCUCGCCCCUUCACUAUGAUCCUGACCACAACUUCCUUAGUCAAGUUGUUGGUUCGAAAUAUAUUCGCCUAUACAGUGAAGAAGUGACUUCGUCUCUUUAUCCACACGAACAGGAUCUACUUUUCAAUACUAGUCAAGUGGAUGUUGAGCAUCCAGACUUAGAACAUUUUCCUCUUUUCCCCUCUGCGCCCUAUCUUGAAACGAUCUUGGAGUCUGGAAGCAUGCUCUAUUUACCUCCUCGUAUGUGGCAUUAUGUUCGAUCUUUGAGUACGAGUUUCUCUGCAAAGCACAAAUUUGACGAUUCCACGAAGAUCAAGGCAAGUGAUCUGUUGAACGAAAGUGAUGGUGACUUUAGUCUUAAAAAAUAUUUCCGCUCUUAUCGUGAAAUUUUCAAAACGCUCGAAGACAAUGAAGAACUCAACGAUUGCAUCAUUGGAACUAAUAUCGGCUUUGAUGAGAAUGAUCUCAUGCUGAACGGGAUCGAAUUAGUAAGUUUAAAAAAUCGAGAUCCGAUUCUAGCUUUUAAUUCCAAGCAAAAGUCUGGCAGCACAAUACCGGUACGCUAUAAGUUACAAAUCAUGCAAGGGACGACCAAUUUGUACGAAAAACUAGAAGAAACCUCAGACAUGCAUUGUUUAGCCCACGAACUAUUGAAAUAUGGCAACAAAAAGCAAAAACUCGAACUCAGAUGUGAUAUGUUUAAAAGAUAUCACUUUGUUUUAGUUGAAGAAAAAGUAUUAGACCUCAGUUCGAAAACAUUCCAUCAAAAUUUCAUCGACAAUGUGAAAGACCUUUCACCGAACGCAAAAAAAUUCCGUAAAAUACUUAGCGAUUGCCAAGGAGGCAGUGACUGGAACACAAUGAAAUUUGAAUUGAGUAAAAAUUUUGGCAAAAGGCAAAAUGAACAAAGUGAACUAACCAGUGACCCUGUGAAUAAGGAAGAAAUUGAAAAUUUUCUCGACAAACUUGUUUUUGCCGUCAAUUUACCUAACGAAAAACAAUUGGAUUGCAUUAUACGAACUGAAAUGGGAAUAGAUUUUAAUGUACUGGAUAGUCGAGCUGUGUCAAAUGAGCUCUUAAUAAAACUGCUGAAUUGGUUUAAAGAGAAAUCUGCAACUACACUAUCGAGUGCAAAAGCUAAAUUACUUCUAAAGCAAACAAAAGAAAUGAUGAAGUCGCUGCGCGCAACCGGUGCUUCCAUCGAUUACCGUAACCGGCUCUGCAAAUACAUGAAAUUCAACCAAGAUGCAAUCGACAACAUGACCGAAAAACUUAAACCUUUUCUCUAUCUCCCAACCCUACAGAAGAAAGUGCUGCGCAUUGCAACCGACUCGCCGAAAUGCACCGCCAUAAAAAUCGUCCAGUCGCUGAAGCAAUUAAGUGAUUUCAAGAAAGAUGACAGCUAUUUGAUUGUGCAAAGCAAAAAUUUGCGUGAAGAAAGGGAAAUAGUUCGAAUGAGAAAUAUUUUGAGAGCUAAGAGAUUGCAUUAUUUACUAGUUGUUGUUUGCAAUGAUAAUGAUACCGAGCAAAAAUGGCAGGAAUUGAUUCCUGAAAAUCGUAAAUCGAAAAGAAUCAUUAUCGUUGAAACUAACAUUGGUAAAGCUAGUAUGCAAGAUAAGUUUUGUUUUCGCGAUUUAAACAGAAAAACAAAGGAGAAAUUGCAAUCAAAAUGCGUACAGUUUCAAGGGUCUCAGAUGAAAGUAGAGACUCUUUUGGACAAAAGUUCCGAACUUAAUGCCAUCAUCAACUUGACGAGCUUUCAAGAACUGAGGAGUGGGACAAUCGUGAAAAUCCCAGCACCCAUAACACCUCUUUCCCCAGAAUUAACACCUCUUUCCCCGGAAUUUCCCUACAUCGAGAGACAACUGGAAUUUUCUUCAUACCACGAAAAUUUUCAUAAUCAAUUAGCUCAAAAAUUGGGAAAGUCUUUGGAGCAGCUUACGCAAGAGUGCAGGAUUGAUCCAGCACUUUUGGGCAGUAUCGAGUGGUUUGUCAGUGACAACGAACGACUAAAUAUCUGGAAUAAAAUGAAAGAAAUUUUGAAGGAAAAUAGGACAUUGGCUUCAACCGUGAUUCGACAGGAGAAUCAUUUUGUUGAUAAAGAUUGGAAAAGCCAGAUCAUGAUUAUUUCUAGUGUAGCCGGAACGGGCAAGUCCACCAUACUGUUUCAUUAUUUCAACGUCAUCAAAUGCAACAGCCCAGAUCACUGGGUUAUCAAAAUUGACUUAGUGAGGCAUACCAAAGCUAUUUCGGGCACAACUUCAUUCGAUCGAAAGAAAGCUAUCAAAUUCUUACUCCAAUUACCUUGCAUUACCGGAACUAGUUCAUUUGCCAGAUCAAUGUUGAAACAUCGUUUAAAAGUUGCAGGCCGUGUCGUUCUCAUGUUGGAUGGUUUCGAUGAAAUCAGCAGCGCCUGCCAAGAUAGUAUAAUCCAAUUUAUUAAAGCCAUUUGUCAAACAAAAUUGGAGCGUCUCUACAUCACUACACGACCGCAUUUGAAAAGCAAACUAGAAGAUCAGUUGUUCCAGUUUGCUUUCCAUUUACAAAAUUUCAGUCAAAACGACCAAGUUAAUUACCUGACGACUUUAUGGAAGGCCAAGCUGAAAAUAAAUGACCCCCAUAAAGUGCAGACCAUCCAAAAAUUCGCAAACAGUCUAGUGUGCAGGAUUGCAGAAACUCUGAAAGAUAAAGAAAGAGAUUUUAUUGGAAUUCCUUUGCAGUGUCGUAUACUAGCUGAAUGUUAUCAAUUAGAGUUAGAAAAUGUUAUAAACAAUGGUAUUAGCAGCGAAAGUGAUUUCCUUGAUGCUAAUAUCAAAUUUAGUCUACCGGAAUUAUACCAUCGAUUCAUGGAAACAAAGCGUCAAAUAUUUCGAAAAGAGAAGGUGAAGAAUGCGUGGGAUGUGGAUUGUAUAACAGACGAUUCUAUUCAACAAUCGCUGCAAACGAUAGCAACUCGAUUGACGGGAUUGGCGAUAGAAACUAUCUUUACUAAUCCGGAGGAUGUUAAACUUCUAUGGCAAGACCCGGCCACUAACCAUCUUUCUGAAGAGGAACGCGAGUUGGAUGAAAAGAAAUUGGCUGAACUUUGCAUCCGCCAUGGGUUGGUCAAUGAAAACGAUGAAGGCGGUUUGCAGUUUCUACAUCGGACCUUUGCUGAAUAUUUAGUGGCAGUGUUUCUAUUCAAAGGAUUCAAUCUCGACGACCGCCAACAGAGUAAACUCCUUGAUUUGAUGGCUGUUUCUGGAUUUAUUGUCAACGACAUCCUAGCGAAAGUUGAGUACGAAGGAGUCAGGGUGUUUUUCGAUUGCAUGUUGCGUGAGAUUGUCGUGGAAAAAGAAAAAGAAUGGCAAGAUAUGAUUAACGAAAGCAGGCGCACACUAAAUCCUAAACGAUUACAAAAGUUUGCUCUUGGAUUUUCGAAAACCGAUGGAGCCAACUGGAUUGCAUCUACUUCGAAAUUAGACGAUAUGGAUUAUCCGCCACUAUCAGACUUGCAGUCUGGAAUAUUGUUCAAAGACAAACAUAUGACAUCGGAAGCCCUGUCUGUUUCUAUUGCAGAAGGCAAUGUGAAUAUUUUCAAAGUACUGUGGGGCUGCCUCAAGGCGACAAACGAAAAACAGGACGUACAGAAAAUAGCCUGCAACUUAAUGGCAAAUCCGAUCCAGAUUUCAGGUUUGGUAGCACUGACAUUUUUACUGACUUACUGGAUAUCUUGGAAGAUGUUAACGAUAAAAUUCUGGAAACGUUCUUUUGCGAAUGGUCAACGGAUGGAAUACUAUCACACAAGGGCAUGUUGA